UUCCAACGUCUUAUGUGUCCGCUGUAUCCCCCAUAAUUAAUCACUUAAUUAAAAACUUAAUUUUGGCGGGCGUUUCUAUUUAUAUGAACACAUUCAGAUUCAUAUUUGUUGCAGAGCUCGAAGCGUAUGAAUCGUAUAUCAACCAUAUAUUUUGUUCAUACACCUCAGAGGUGUGUUUGGAUAGGUUUUUUCAUCUUCACUUCAAUUGUUCAAGAUUUGGUUCUAAUGGCUGAGUAUCGAGAAGCUCUUCUGAAGACUGAUAAAGUUUACUAUGAGAACUGUCCGGGGUGUAAGCAAGACCGAGUCAAGGAACUUCAAAAGGGUUUUCCUUUGAAAGAAUGUACUUCUAUUGGUGUCAUUGUUCUUUGUAAUGUGCUGCCAAUAUCCUCAUUGUUCCCAUUCCUAUACUUCAUGAUUAGAGAUUUUAAUAUUGCAAAAAAGGUGGAAGAUAUUGGAUAUUAUGCUGGAUUUGUGGGUUCAUCAUUUAUGUUCGGAAGAUUUUUGACUUCAUUCCUUUGGGGAAUGGCUGCUGAUCGAUAUGGGCGUAAGCCAAUAAUAAUAUUGGGGACCUUAUCAGUAGUAGUAUUCAACACUCUUUUUGGGCUUAGUGUGAACUUCUGGAUGGCAAUUGCAAUGAGGUUUCUCCAUGGAUCUUUCAAUGGUAUGCUUGGCCCUUUAAAGGCCUAUGCUACUGAAGUUCUUCGAGAAGAAUAUCAAGCUUUGGGAUUGUCCAUUGUUGGUACAGCAUGGGGAAUAGGUCUAAUUGUUGGGCCUGCAUUAGGAGGGUACUUCGCACAGCCUGCAGAUAAAUAUCCAAAUAUUUUCUCCAAAAGCUCAAUAUUUGGGAGGUUUCCGUAUUUCCUGCCAUGCCUUUGUAUAUCACUCUUUGCGGCUAUUGUGUUUAUUGCUUCCUUUUGGCUUCCAGAAACACUACACAUGAAUCACCCAGAGACAGAGGAAGGAUUUGACUGCUCUGAUGCUCUAGAAGCUGCUUCAGGUGGUUCUGUUAUGAAAGAAAAUGGGGCAGAAGUUGAAGAAAGAGCCCAAAAUUUUCAAACAUCCAUCUGGAAAAAUUGGCCCUUGAUGGCUAAUAUAAUUAUAUACUGCAUUUUUUCACUUCAUGAGAUGUCCUACACAGAGAUAUUUUCUCUUUGGGCUGUCAGCCCUAGAAGACUUGGUGGCAUGGGGUUUUCUUCUCAGGAUGUGGGCCAAGUUCUUGCAAUCUCCGGUUGUGGUCUGUUAUUUUCACAACUUUAUCUAUUUCCAAAGGUAGAGAAGAUCCUUGGGCCCAUUCCAUUGGCCCGAAUUGGAGGGGUUUUAACCAUACCUUUGAUAGCAUGUUACCCAUUGAUAGCGAAGCUUACUGGUUUCGCUCAGAAAUUCACAAUUAAUUGUGCUUCUUUGUUGAAGAAUUCUGUGUCUGUUACAAUUAUGACUGCAUUGUUCAUAAUGCAAAACAAUUCAGUGCCACAACACCAAAGAGGUGCGGCAAAUGGAAUUGCAAUGACUGCGAUGUCCCUAUUCAAAGCAGUAGGACCAGCAGCGGCAGGUGCUAUAUUUUCAUGGUGCCAAACUCAUCAAGAUGCUUUCUACUUUCCAGGCGUAUCGAUGGUUUUCUUCAUAAUGAAUGUCUUGAUGGUUUUGGUGGUGGUCUUAACAAUUGAAUCCUUUUUACCAAAAUCAUGUACUAAACCAUACGAAGAAGUGCAGAAAGAGAAGUUUAAACCUAUGGGUUGAUCAAAUUGUCUCUCCAAGGAAAUAUCUUUUUUUGAUUUAUAAAGCAAGUAGAAUAGCUAUUUUUGCUUGGUACAUUGGCCCAUUGUCCUCUGUGCAUUGUAUAGGCAGCAAAAAGCAGGUGGGGUGGCAAUGUGGAUACCAAUUGAAAUUA
Messenger RNA from Amborella trichopoda, 1888 nucleotides. RefSeq names its product protein ZINC INDUCED FACILITATOR-LIKE 1. NCBI's taxonomy places the organism in Eukaryota, Viridiplantae, Streptophyta, Magnoliopsida, Amborellales, Amborellaceae. Gene Ontology annotation, biological process: transmembrane transport. Gene Ontology annotation, molecular function: transmembrane transporter activity. The record is from RefSeq and is a predicted model, not a curated record.